CAAACCUCUAUCAUUAUCAUCCAUACAUAAUAAACCCAAUUAAUCCCAUUAAUAAUUUUAAUCAUGGCGAGCGAAGAGUUUCGUUUGGUGUCACCAAAAAUAAGCAACGAAGGAAAAUUACCAAGAAAAUACACAGAAGAAGGGCAAGGAGCGCAGAAGAACUUGUCUCCACCAUUAGAGUGGUACAAUAUUCCUCAAGGGACUAAGAGCUUGGCCUUAGUGGUUCAGGACAUAGACGCACCUGAGCCAAGUGACCCUAUUGUGCCUUGGGUGGUUUGGGUGGUGGCCAACAUUCCACCCACCCUCAAGGGCCUCCCCGAGGGGUUCUCCGGUAAGGAAGGGGAAGCCGGAGAAGACUAUGCGUCGGUUCAAGAGGGUUAUAACGAUUCCAAACUUCCUGGGUGGCGUGGACCUAAGGUGCCUCAUAGUGAUGCUCAUCGCUUUGAGUUUAAGCUUUAUGCUUUGGAUGAUCUAGUUCAUCUUGGCAACAAGGUUACGAAGGACAAGCUGUUGGAGGCAAUAGAAGGGCAUGUGUUGGGAGAAGCUGAACUUGUUGCCAUUUUUUAAAUUAAAGGAUACAUUUCAUUUCUUAGCCUUUAAUAAUAAUAAUAAUAAUAAUAAUAAUAAUAAUAAUAAUGACAUUUGUACGGACCAUUUGAUAAUUAAUGUCUUUUAUUUGAAAUAUAUGUAUAAUAAAUUAGAUUGAAAUAUUA
Cannabis sativa is the source of this 713-nucleotide messenger RNA. RefSeq lists its product as uncharacterized. The transcript is spliced from 2 exons. NCBI's taxonomy places the organism in Eukaryota, Viridiplantae, Streptophyta, Magnoliopsida, Rosales, Cannabaceae. The record is from RefSeq and is a predicted model, not a curated record. Bases 64 to 567 code for a protein of 167 amino acids.